Salvelinus sp. IW2-2015 is the source of this 1551-nucleotide messenger RNA. It is a transcript of the gene ublcp1, whose product is annotated as ubiquitin-like domain containing CTD phosphatase 1. Lineage: Eukaryota; Metazoa; Chordata; Actinopteri; Salmoniformes; Salmonidae. Gene Ontology annotation, molecular function: protein serine/threonine phosphatase activity; protein binding. Gene Ontology annotation, biological process: protein dephosphorylation. The record is from RefSeq and is a predicted model, not a curated record. Gene Ontology annotation, cellular component: nucleus.
GGUGCAAACCAAGCGUGCUUGGUCACAAACCGGGCCGGGCAUCAUUGGGAGAAAGGAAGAAUUGCUGAUUAAUCAACGCUGAAUGAGUUUUCAGAAAUCACCUACUUUAUUAAUUUAUUCCCCAUCGUAGCUAGUACGUGUUCCUGUACACCACAUAAACGAAGGGUUUUGUGACACAGCGCAAUUUUUAGGUAGCCUGUCUGAGGUUUUCGCCAGCAUGUCUGUGUCUGUAAUCAUUAAAUGGGGUGGACAGGACUACUCCAUCAGUACACUCUCUGAAGAGGACACUGUGCUGGACCUCAAGCAGUCUAUCAAGUCCCUGACUGGGGUUCUUCCAGAGAGACAGAAACUCCUAGGAUUAAAAGUAAAAGGUAAACCAGCAGAGGAUGACGUGAAGCUGGGCUCACUGAAGCUGAAACCCAAUACCAAGAUCAUGAUGAUGGGCAGCAGAGAGGAGAGUCUGGAAGACGUUUUAGCACCUCCCCCGGAGAAUGAUGACGUUGUCAAUGACUUUGACAUWGAAGAAGAGGUGAUUGAAGUAGAGAACAGAGAGGAGAACUUGGCCAAGAUAGCCCGCCGUGUCAAAGACUACAAAGUGGAGGAGAUGAACCCACCCAGGGAAGGAAAGAGGCUGCUAGUACUAGAUGUGGACUACACAUUGUUUGAUCACAAGUCAUGUGCAGAGACAGGUCAAGAGCUCAUGAGGCCCUUUCUCCAUGAGUUCUUGACCUCUGCGUUUGAAGACUAUGACAUUGUAAUUUGGUCUGCCACGAGUAUGAAGUGGAUUGAUGCUAAAAUGAAAGAGCUGGGAGUGACAGACAACCCUAACUACAAGAUCACCUUCAUGCUGGACAGUGCAGCCAUGAUCACAGUGCACACACCUAAGAGGGGUGUAGUGGARGUGAAGCCUCUCGGGGUGAUAUGGGGCAAGUACAGUGAGUUCUACAGCAAGAGGAACACCAUCAUGUUCGACGACAUUGGCAGAAAUUUCCUCAUGAACCCACAGAACGGACUGAAGAUUCGUCCAUUCAUGAAAGCGCACUUAAACCGUGAGAAAGACAAAGAGCUCUUCAAACUGUCUCAGUAUCUUAAAGAGAUUGCCAAACUGGAGGACUUCUCUUUUCUCAACCACAAGCAUUGGGAGAGGUAUCUGUCAAAGAAACAGAGCCAGUGAGAGCAUUGUUGUGGAUAUGUGAAGGGACGGUCAUUCCUCAACCAGGAACAGUGCUGGACACUGAAGCCCUCACCAUACUACUACUGCCUGUUUCUGACUGGGAGCUGUUUCCCAUUGUAUGGCUUGUUCUUUGAUUUCUGUUCUUCCCCCCUCAUCUCUGAAAUUCUUUGUUACCUUCAGUAUAACAGUUCUGUCACCUAUCCAUAAACCGGGAGACACACGGUAAGUGCUGUACACAUACCGGUACACAGUUUACAUUCAAUGGUUUUUGUUAGGUUUCAUCCAAUCGCUCUUUCAGAGUAGUGACUCUAUCAUCUGUAGCUAUACGAACAUGUUCUAUGCUGAUACCGUUGCAUAUUCUCUUUCUCUCCCCCCCG